UCGGGUCUUGGAUCUAAGAUGACCAAGAAAAGACGGAACAACGGGCGAGCCAAAAAGGGCCGCGGCCAUGUGCAGCCGAUCCGCUGCACGAACUGCGCCCGGUGCGUGCCCAAGGACAAGGCCAUCAAGAAGUUCGUCAUUCGGAACAUCGUAGAGGCCGCUGCUGUCAGGGACAUAUCCGAAGCCAGCGUCUUCGACGCCUACGUUCUUCCCAAGCUCUAUGUCAAGCUGCAUUACUGUGUGAGCUGUGCUAUUCAUAGCAAAGUAGUCAGGAAUCGAUCUCGGGAAGCCCGGAAGGACCGAACACCCCCGCCACGAUUUAGACCUGCUGGUGCUGCACCACGACCGCCGCCAAAGCCCAUGUAAAGAGAUGUCUUCAAGAAGACAGAAGAAAAGAAACGACUUGGAAAAAUAAAAUGAGUCUUUAUAUUGCAAAAAAAAAAAA
Messenger RNA from Cricetulus griseus (Chinese hamster), 445 nucleotides. The record is from RefSeq and is a predicted model, not a curated record. Lineage: Eukaryota; Metazoa; Chordata; Mammalia; Rodentia; Cricetidae.